Molecule: messenger RNA, 1937 nt
Organism: Gasterosteus aculeatus aculeatus (three-spined stickleback)
Lineage: Eukaryota; Metazoa; Chordata; Actinopteri; Perciformes; Gasterosteidae
Source: RefSeq, a predicted model, not a curated record
GUGUGUGUGUGUGUGUGUGUGUGUUUGCAGUGGGACCUGGUGUGUGACAACAGGUGGAAGAACCCCUUGACUUCAUCCCUCUUCUUCUGUGGUGUCCUCGCUGGCUCCUUCAUUUCGGGACAGCUGUCUGACAGGUACGGGAGAAAGAUCCUGCUGUUUGUUACGAUGGCGGUGCAGACGCUGUUCACGUUGCUCCAGGUCUUCCCGUCGUGGCCCGUGUUCUGCGCCAUGUUCUUCGUGGUCGGGUUGGGACAGAUCUCCAACUACGUGGCUGCGUUCGUGCUGGGGACGGAGAUACUGGGCCCUCGCGUGCGGACGGUCUUCUCUACAGCCGGCGUGAGUCUGUUCUUCGCCGCCGGCUACAUGCUGCUGCCGCUGUUUGCGUACUUCCUCAGGGACUGGAGGAAGCUCCUCCUCGGCCUCGCGCUGCCCGGCUUCCUCUACGUGGCUCUCUGGUGGUACAUCCCCGAGUCUCCUCGCUGGCUGCUCUCACAGGGACGAGUGGAGGAGGCCGAGGACAUCCUGAGAGCCGCCGCCAAGAGGAACGGCAUCGAGCCCCCGCCGGUCAUCUUCGCCGCUGUGCAGAGAGAACUUCAAUGCGAGAGGAGGAAGGCCCACAACAUCUGUGACCUGCUUCGCUCCGGAAACAUCCGCUGGAUCUCUCUCACGCUGUGGCUGGUCUGGAACACCGUGGCCAUCGCUUACUUUGCUCUCUCGCUGAACACGGCGAACCUCCACGGCGACGCGUACCUCAACUCGUUUGUGUCGGCGCUGGUGGAGAUGCCGGCCUACAUGCUGUCCUGGGCCAUGUUCCGCUGGUGCUCGAGACGACUCAGUCUUUUCUCAACCUUCUUCAUGGGGGGAGUGUUUCUACUCUUCAUAAAGCUCAUACCAGAACACAUGGUGCACUUCGCCAUGACGCUGGAGAUGUUGGGGAAGUUUGCCGUGACGGCCGCGUUUGCGAUAGUCUACGCCUACACGGCUGAGAUCUACCCGACGGUGGUGAGGAACACGGCGCUGGGCGCCUGCUCCAUGGCCUCCAGGAUCGGCAGCGUCAUCGCCCCGUACUUCAUUUACUUAAGAAGCUAUUCCGACUCGCUGCCUUACAUCCUGAUGGGAAGCCUCACAGCUCUGUCGGGGUUGCUGAGUCUCCUGCUGCCCGAGAGCUACGGAAUGCCGCUGCCCGACACCAUCGCUCACAUGCAGCACUUCCCCGGAUGUUGCAGGAAGAAACCGUACUCUCUCGCACACAGCGAGGAAAAGAGAAACGCUGCCGGCAGGAAGUCUUCAGUUCUCCUCUGAACGAGGGUGAACAACCGGAGGAAGAACAUCCACCGCUCGGCCGUGUUUCUGCUCAGUGGGGCCGUUAUAAUGAGUCAAGAGGAUUCUUUCUUUCUAGAUUUGUGUUGUCUGCAUCUGGACUGAGCAGCAUAACUGUCAUUGCAACAAUGUAAUGUGCGUCUUGGAGUCAUCAUUUCUCUAUUGCAUUAAACUCUAUCUUUAAAAUCUGCAUUAAACAUUAACAACAGCAAUACAAUUGUUCCCAUAUUCACACGACCCUGAUGUUCACUCUUCUAACGAUUUAAAUGAUUUAAAUAUGUUAUGGGACAUCUUUAAAUCACAUUGAACGCCUGCAUAUUUCAUACUUUAGUUGAUUGAAAUGGUAUUUACAUAUUUAUGGUGUGAGGUAACAAGCACACACUGCAUUGUUUGUCCGUGCAGUAGAAUUGAUACGAGUGAAACUAGAGUUAAUUAUGCGGCAGCAAUGAAUGAGUAGCAUUUUAUGACGAUCAGAGUCGACUUUCAGAAAGCGCAGCAGGUUUUGAAGGUUCUCUUCUUGUGGCAAACAAGCACCUGAUGCUGUUGUGACAAAAGACAAAAAAAAGGCAAACGUGUGGUUUUCAGAAUUACAGAAAUAAAAUGUGCAACGUGUGAAA